UUCCAGUCCGAAAAUGUCCCAGGGAUGUACAGUUUCUGUGGAAGAGAUCCAGUCUUGGUGGGAAGUCCCCGCCAUAGCUCACUUCUGCUCGCUGUUCAGGACGGCGUUCAACCUUCCCGACUUCGAGAUAGAGGAGCUGGAAAAAGCUCUCUCCGAGCAGGACUUGGACUUCCUCGGGGACCUCAUUGCCUGUCUAUUGCAGGGAUGCUACCAGCGCCGCGACAUCACCCCCCAGUCCCUUAACACUUACCUGAAUGACAUCAUCAGCUACCGAUGGGAGCUGGAAGAGGGGAAGCCCAACCCCCUGAAAGAAGGCCCCUUCGAAAUACUCCCUCUUCGCACACAGGUGGAACUUAUGCACCGGCUCUGUGACUAUCGUCUAGAUGCUGCUGAUGUCUUUGACCUGCUUAAGGGACUUGAUUCAGACAGUCUGAGGGUGGAACCGCUGGGGCAAGAUGGGAAUGGAGCCCUCUACUGGUAUUUCUAUGGCACCCGUAUGUACAAAGAAGAGCCCCUCACGAAAAAAGGAGAGUAUAUCAGCAGUGACUUUUCUGAGCUAACACUGCCAGAAAAAAAGCGAAGAGGAAGGCCACCAAAGAAGAGAAGGUUUGAAGACUCUCAGCUAAGUGAUGUUGAAAAUGAAGUACUAGAAAUGAAAAUGGAAAAUGAGUUGGAGGAUCUCCCACCUAGCACAGGUUCUGAGCGAGGCACUUGGUCCCUUGUGUGUGAAACAGAGGCCCAGUGGGUUAGCCUAGCAGAGAGCAUCAAAAACAAAACCUCCCCACAGGACCGCCACCUCUACCGUGUCAUAAGCCAGAACUUCCUGCCUGAGAUCAGAAACAUGAUUGAGCACAAGGAACGGGAGCAAAAACAGAAACUACUGGAUCCAUGUCCAGUCCGCAUUUCACAACGGUUCUCUGAAACGCACAUAACCCAUGUGGGGGAGGACAAUCUAAAGGCUGUGGCAGAGGAGGACAAAAAGAAGGAUGAAGAACUAGACCGACAGGUCCUACUGGCUGAGCAGCGGCGAGAAGAAGAAAGGAUUCUGCAGGAAGAACGACAGAGAGAGAAGAUGGAAAAGAUCAAGGCUGUGGAGGAACGAGCAAAAAGACGGAAGAUGCGGGAGGAAAGGGCCCAAUUGCUAUCUGAAGGAGUGGAUCUACCACCUGAGCUCCUGAAUGUCGAUGCUUCUUCCCCUGUCCAUAGAACACGCAAAAAUAAAGAAUUCUACGAUAUCGAUGAUGACUACACUGCUCUAUAUAAAGUGCUUGAGGCCUUGAAAGCCCAUAAAGAUGCUUGGCCUUUUUUGGAGCCUGUGGAUGACUCCUAUGCCCCCAAUUACCACGAAAUCAUCCAGACUCCCAUGGACCUGUCAACCAUUGAGAGGAAGCUUAAUGAUGGGGAGUAUGUUACAAAGGAAGAAUUCAUUGCUGAUGUGAAGCUCAUGUUUGAAAAUUGCACAGAGUACAAUGGAGAAGACAGUGAAUACACCAUCAUGGCAGAGUCUCUGGAGCGGUGUUUUAGCCGGGCCCUACUGAAACAUUUCCCAACAGAGGAUGGUGACACAGAUGAAGAAUUCCAUAUCAACCAGGAGGAGAAGGAGCGCAAGGAUAAAAAGCGUAACCGUGGAAAUAAACAUUUGGGACCUGAAAGUUUGAUCAAGGCUACUGAGCAAGUUCAACGUAAGAGAAACCCCUACGGGGGCAAGGAAAGCACGCCCUCAGAGGAAGACAACAAGCUUACACGACCACCCUCUCAUUGGUCCAAUGCCCCCCCUCAUCACCGCAGCCUUCCCCCAGGACAACAACUAAUCCAUGAAGGAAACAUCAGGGGCAUGUAUCACCCAGGGCAACAGCUCUAUCGACCCCCAGGUCCUCACGGUGCCCAUAUGUAUGGCCAGAGGAUGCCUAUGGAUCCUCGUUUCGCCUAUCAAGCUCACAUGCCCAGGCAUGGAAACCCCAACUAUAACCGCUUGCCCAACAAUUUUAACAUGCAGCAUCAUCACAUGGUUGAAGGCCAUCAAAUGGGCCCUACCUAUCCAGUGGGCCCAGAUCCACACCAGCAACAGCACCAUUACAUGGGUCCAACUCAUGGUCCAUCUCUGGGCCCACGUCCGGUGGCGCUCCAGCCUAGACCUCCUCCAGAAGCCAGCAUGUACCCAUCUCACCAUCGCCCAGAAGGACUUACAAUGCACCCCAUGGGCAACAGGUUCUCAGGUCCUGAGGGGCCACCUCAGCACAAUUACCCAGCCUUAAGGCCUGCUGGUUAUCAGCCAUCAAAUAUGUGGACUGGUAUGAAUCACCAGGAAAGACCAAAUGGAAUACGCAUUCAGAAUCCUAAUAUGUUGAAUCAGCGAAACUUUAAUUAUGGUGGGGUUCCACCCCCAGCUGGACAUAAACCCUGGCCAGAAGCUGCUGGAUACCCCAACCCUCCUCCAAAUGACCAGUUUCAAACGUCUGCAGCAAUCAGCUCCCCUGUGCCUAUCACGUCACGCCCCCCUGUUCCCCACCCAGACUGUUCUGGCAAGACACGCUUGGCUUCCAUGCUGGAAAGCCCAGAGAUGCUGGCCCUGCAGCAGCUGUCAGCCUCUUCUGGACCCCCUGCUGGUGCCCCUCAUCAGCACAUGGGCAACUUUCAGCAGCCUGGGCCCCUAUCAGCAAUUGGCAGCAUCCCAGCUCACCCCUCUCAGCAGCUCCCCCCUGCCCCUGAGGUUCAGCUGCUGCGUUCUGCUAGAGACAAUGGGCCAGACAACCAGCCUUCCCAACAGACAGACAUGGAGCUCAAAGGUACAACUUUAGAUAACACAAUGGCAGCAAACAAUGGUGAUGAAAAUUCAUCACAAAAAAACAUUGUUGAAGUGAACAAGGAGGAGCCAUCCAUUUCUAGCUCCACUGGGAAGUACGUUGGGCCAACAGAAGGAAUGCAGAGCCCCCCAACACUUAACUUGGGCAGCUCACAGGAGAAUUCUCCUGGACAAAGGCUUCCACUGAGUUCAACAAUGAACUACAAGCAGGAGGUUGAUGGCCAGACACAGUCUGCCAGCCCAAAUCCUCCUCAGCACAACAGUGGUAGUACUGUUUCAUCAUCUCCUGACACAAGUAGCAGUUCCACUGAUACUGCUCCACCCAAGCCCACUGUGAACAUUGCAUUGUCUCCCAACAAUAAUCCAACAUUGCAUAUUGCAGCAUCUCAGCAAAGGAUAGAGAAUAGUUUACCGCACAUGCAGAACACCCUUCAGCAAAGUGAACACCAGCAGAGCAUCAAAACGAAACCUCAGGCAAGUCACGGUACCCCUCCUCAGUGCUCUCCCCAGCCAAUAGCACAAAACACACAACGUUCUACACAGCACAGUCCCCUGCAUGGAAUGCCACAAAGUGCCUCUCAAGGAGCUCAGCCUGGACGCCCUCAGCCAGCCCCUCUUACCUCUUUGCCACCCAGCCACCCUACACCAUUAUUACCCUCUCAGCCUAGCCCAGCAGACCACGGAGAUCAAAGACCUAGUGAGCCUACAAGUAGACGGGACCCUGAAGACACUGCUGUUUCUCCACAGCACAACAUGGUGAAGUCUGCUCCUCAGAAUGGUAUUUUUAAACACCAAAACAUUAACUCUAAUCACCACCAAACCCAGCUGGUGAAUAUUAAUCAAGGAAUGCAGGACCAGAGAGGACCAGCACCUGGUCAAAAUCCAGUCAUGCCUCCUCACUCUCAAGGCCAGGUAAACGGAGCUAUGGGUCCAUACGUCAUAGGAAAUCCACCAAAUUCACACUACAAUCGUUCCGAUAUGACCAGACCCAUGCCCCCAUCUGCCCACCACCCCUAUCACAACCAGGAUGUCCAUCCAUCGCUCCAAAAUGCAGCUCAUCACCCUGCUUACCACCAGCAGGGAGCGGCUUCCUACUCGUACCAUAUGUCAGGCCAACGGCACCCUCAAGCCCACUCAGACAUAUACCCAACUCAUCAAUACCAGCAACAACAUUACUACUCCCAACCCCAUCCUCAAGCCCAGAUCCAUAACCAAGCCAGCAGUAGAGGUUAUCCCCCAGAGGAAUGGAAUCGUUCUCGUUAUCAGCCAAUGCCAACCAAUGCCUACCUACCUGUAGCCGGUGCCAGAGGCACCGUUUUGUCGAAAGAGAUCAGUGUUUCACCACUGGGAUCUGAGGGCUCCAGUGCAGCUAGUUUAGUCUCCCCUGGCACGGUUUCUGAAGCUGGGCCACACUCUGGAGGUCCUGAGGAAUUAAAGAGUGAGAGUAGGGAGCAAGGCAGCGCAGGCAGAAGCAGUGGUGGAAGUCCUGCAAAGCAGGUUCAUUUGGAGGGCUCAGAGCGACCCGAAAGCCCUAAAGAUAUUCUGGACCUUGAUAGCCAUAAUGCAGCGGCACGGCGCAUCCAGCCACUUCAACAACACCUCUCUGCUUCUGCUGCACAAAUGACAUCUGGCUUUAUGUACGACCCUCGUGCCAUGCAUUCUGGGAUGCAGCAAGGAGGUGUUGCUCCACCACACAUGAUGUCCCAGUCUGGAGGACUUGGAAACAGAGCCCCGUAUCCCGGACAGCUAUAUCCAGAUCAAGGACGGUACGCUGCCCAGAGACCCCACCCACACUUAAUGGAGGCUUUGCAGCGACCCCAGCAGCUGCCCUAUUCCCUUGGUCAAGCACGCAUGGCAAUGUAUGGACGUCCACGGCCUACAGGACACUUCCAGGGCAUGAUGAUUCAGCAUAGAGGCCUGGCACCAGAACACUUUCUACACCCAGGGCAACAAAUGAUGGCUGCUCCCGGUGCCCCGAGCAGUAAACAGGGAGUGUGACCAAGAUGUGUUGGCAAGGAAGAUGAGGCGAAAGCAGUGUGCUCAAAAGACGUGCACAUGGUGACCGGGCUGUCGGAGACUCUGUGAUUCACAUACAUGUUUUAAUUAUAUUCUUACACUGGACAAAAACCUGCCCACCACUGGACUUAAUUAUUCAACCAGGCAACUGGUGUCACUAAGAUUUUAAUGUGAAAUGUUACUGAGCCCUGGAGAACAAUCUUCUUUUAAUGUCCUUCACACAGGUCAGAACACAGUAACUCUGGGGGUAGACUGGAUGCUUCACCAGAACAGUCGUUUCUAAAGGUGUUUGAACUUAGAACCUCAUACAGAAGGGCUUUUUAACCACUAGGUCAACCUGCCAAACACAGGAAACACUGCCUUCAAGAACACUGGACAGCCCAUCUCUUCUUUGCGGUUCAAAAUAUGGAUGGACUAAAAACUGCCUGAUUAUUUUGUUCACUGUGCUUAGUGGAAAUGUAAAUCCACAGUCAGAUCAGAUGAGAAGAAGGGCCGGUUGUUUCACUAUUUUCUUAUCCAACCAUAUCUUUAAACUCAGGUGUAGGGAAGGAGGUACUAUGAGAUCACCCCAGCCCAGUGAACUCACAGCCCCCUUUGCAACUGCCUUGAUAUCCUUUGUGAAUGUACGAGUGAAUGUGUAAGAGCAGCACAUUAGCUGCAUGUAAAAAGGUCUAGUUACUGUCCAUUUCUAUCCCAACUCUAACAAUGUUUCUCUACUUAUGGAGUAAACACAGUAUAUGCAUCUUUCGGAGCUGCCUUCACUGAGAAUGUCUUUCAGUAGCAGAGAGGGACUGAUAAAGAUGACAUUAUCUGAAUAUACCUGCACUAUGGAUUUUGCUAGUUUGAACAUCCUGGAAAUGAGUGGCCUUGGAUAGAUUUUUAGUCAAUGUCUGGUAACGUAUAGAUUUAUGGAAAAAUUACAAACCUUGACGGUAGAGAAGUAUCUCUUAACCUAGGUGAGAAGAAAUCUGAAAUUCUCAGCAAUUGUCUGACAUGUCCUACUAUAGAUGCAUUCACAUGAAAUUCAGCUGUUUUUUGUGAUUUUUGCAUUCCAGUUACAGGUCUGUAGCUUUAGUUCUUUCUUCAUUCAAAGCCCUGCUCUUUGCGUGGCUGCUUCUUUGAGUGCUUUCUCUUUCCUCUUACUGAAUAUACUACACAUAUCCUCAGGGUGUACAGUUUCUAUAUACGGGUAUUUUUCUGAAUUAUUGUUUAAAGCAUGAAAAGAAGCAUAAGGAAAGCUGGCCUGCAGCUGUGGCAAAUGCACCACCUCACAUUUUAGGGUAUUUAUUCAGUGUCCUUAACAAUAUUUGGCUUGGCACACUGCCAACCUUUCACCUUUGGUUUGAUUUUACAUUUUUAACUAUGAUUGGAUUUGCAGUGGAUCUAAUUUGAAUUGUUCUACAUUCCCGUUGAUUUGUUUUUUUGACACAUUGAACAGAAGCCGAUUUAUAUUUAUAAUAAAUGGUAACAUCAAUGUUGCACAUAUGAGCCCCACUUGAUCAGCAAUGGCAGCAAAUGAAUCUACCUCAUACAGCCAGUCGGCGGCAUCACAGUCUCUUCUUCUGCCAGACUCCUGUGGGACAACCUUUGAUUACGAGCUAAUGAUGUUAGCAAAAUUCAGAGCUUAACAUCAUAGGGAAAAAUAUAUAUGUUGCUGAAAAAAAUGCUUCCAUAAUUAUUCAGCUGUGAGUCUGGUAUUAACUGCAGGUAUUCUGGAAAAGAAGAAACCCCUUCAAAGUGUACACUAUUAUCUGAAUGGGACAGUAGUUUCAUACUUAAGUUUUAAUUCCUGAAUAUAUUACAUCCAAUGCGUGAGGUGGGGGUUUGUUGUGCAGAUUGCAUGCGAUGUUGAGGGUCUGUGAUAUACUACAUAGUCUGGCAGCAUUACAAUGUCCUUAGUAAUAGGUACCUGAGACAUUAUAAUGACAUACUGGAGGAUUAUGGCAGAACAUGGUAGAAGCUGUCAGACAAUUUUAUAAAUGUGUCACCUGAGACUUGUUAAAAUAGGAAAUAAUUCCAAUGCUGAGUGAGACACUUUGGGCUCACUUGAGCUACACUUUGGAGGUAGUGCACUGUCUGAAGUUUGAAGGACAGUGUUGUGUGGGUGUGUGUUGUUUCUUUUUUUUUUUUUUUUUUUUUUAAAGGUCUGUGAGGUUGUGAUACCGUCUUAUGCUGUUGUACAGAUGUGUGUGUGUGUGUGAAUGAAUGUUUUCUUCUGGUGCUUAGAAUCUGCACCAGAUUAUAGGAAGUGUGACAACUCACUUUUCUCUGCUGUCAUCUCUCUGCACUAGUGAAAUACCAUUUAGACAUGAUUAAAUGUGAAUCAUAUUUAUUUGCUCUUUUAAGAAUGUUUGUACAUUUUUGGACUUGUUUUAAUAUAAAUGUGGUGUUUGUUUCUUUUUUUUCUCCCCCCCAUUGAUGUUUUUGAGCAGUUGUCUUUUACCUCAAUAAUAGGUGGCAUUGAAAAAAAGACUUGUACCUUUCUUUCUUAAGUGACGUUUACAAGUUCAUAUCUGACUGAUUAUAGGUUAUUUUGGAAAUUCAAUUGAGUAUUUUCUAAACUUUACAUUAAUUAGAAAUAAAUAGCUUUUCUCAAACAAGUUUGUUUAAUCAUUACUGUGAAUGCCGUUACGGCAAAAACAAAACAUGAAGGUUAGUCAAGCCUAUAAUGCUUUAAAACACGGACAGGCAAAGAGAACGAGGGCCAGUGUAGCUAUUAAUCUGCUUGAGCAGCUCACACCAUCAGGCUCAAUUAGAGCUUAUCCAGUUGAUGCUCAUGCACUGUGCCAAGGGUGUAAGGCUUCCUUCAAGGGGCUGUUUUCACACAACAAGUUAUGUUGUUUUGUUUUGGCUUAACAAGGACAAAAUUCGUCUGCGGUGAAGUGCAGAUGAACUAUAAUGAGGGGACUUCAAUUCAGCAUAAUUAGACAACAUUUUUUAAAUUUUAAACAAAUUAAUGGUGAAAAAGAAAUUAAGCACUUUUUACUUCAUGCACUUAUCCUAUAUAAUAAAUAUUGCCCUCUCCGAAAAUGGAGCACAAUUUAAUUUUGUUAGUGUUAAGAUGAAUUAUGACUUUUAUUUGCUACUAUACAGUUAUUGGCUAAUGGUGUUCUUCAACAAUUUUAAUUGUCAGGAGUUGGAAUGAAGGUGUUUUUUGAUUGUUUUGAAUAUAAUUUGAGAAUAAACCAUUAUAUUAUCAAA
Molecule: messenger RNA, 8020 nt
Organism: Betta splendens (Siamese fighting fish)
Lineage: Eukaryota; Metazoa; Chordata; Actinopteri; Anabantiformes; Osphronemidae
Product: chromatin remodeling regulator CECR2
Exons: 19
Coding region: 14-4801 (1595 amino acids)
Biological process (GO): chromatin remodeling
Cellular component (GO): CERF complex
Molecular function (GO): protein binding
Source: RefSeq, a predicted model, not a curated record